Messenger RNA from Lepisosteus oculatus (spotted gar), 1515 nucleotides. RefSeq names its product amidohydrolase domain containing 1 (gene amdhd1). The record is from RefSeq and is a predicted model, not a curated record. NCBI's taxonomy places the organism in Eukaryota, Metazoa, Chordata, Actinopteri, Semionotiformes, Lepisosteidae. Gene Ontology annotation, molecular function: imidazolonepropionase activity. Gene Ontology annotation, cellular component: cytoplasm.
GUCUUAGUCCUCUGUCAUUCGGUGAAUUAAAACGUCUGUCCUUUUUUUCUGGAAAUAUUUAUACAUACAAACGUUUUCUCACAUAUUUACAUCAGAAAUGUCUAACGAUUUAAGGCUGCUAGUCAAAAACGCGAAACAAAUAGUUUUAGUUUGUAAUAAUGGCGAAAGAUACCUGACCAAAGACGGAAUGAAAAAAUUCGCACUGAUGGAGAAUGCCAGUUUGGUUGUGGGGAAGGAUGGCCUUGUGAAGGCUGUGGGACCUGCUGGCUUAAUCGAUUCUCAGUACAAGGAAGCAUCAUUUGAAAAUGUAAUUGAUGCCUCGGGCAUGUGCGUCAUCCCAGGUUUGAUAGAUGCCCAUACUCAUCCUGUCUGGGCAGGUGACAGAGUUCAUGAAUUUGCAAUGAAGCUGGCGGGGGCCACGUACAUGGAGCUGCACCAGGCCGGCGGAGGGAUCCACUACACGGUGGAGCACACCAGCAGGGCCUCCCCGGAGCAGCUGCUGGCUGGCCUUCGGCCGAGGCUGCUGAGGAUGCUGAGGGCCGGCACCACGCUGGCGGAGUGCAAGAGCGGAUACGGCCUGGAGCUGGACGCCGAGGUCAAAAUGCUGAGCGUCAUCGAGCAGGCUCGCCGGGAGCUCCCCAUCGGCAUCUCCUCCACCUACUGCGGGGCUCACGCAGUGCCCAGGGGGAAGACAGCAUCCCAGGCAACUGAUGAGAUCCUUAAAGUUCACCUCCCUAAACUGAAAGACAAGAUGUCCAAAGGAGAGCUCAGUAUUGAUAAUAUAGAUGUGUUCUGUGAGAGAGGAGUGUUUGACCUCAAUUGCACCAGAGCCAUCUUGAAGGCAGGACAAGACAUAGGCCUACAGAUUAACUUCCAUGGUGACGAACUUUAUCCAACCAACUCUGCUGAGCUUGGGGCUGAACUGAGCGCUCUGGCCGUUAGUCAUCUGGAGGAAGUGUCUGACGAGGGGAUAGCAGCCAUGGCCAAAUCCAAAACGUCAGCUGUUCUGUUACCAACAACUGCCUAUAUUUUAAGAUUGAAGCAACCCAGAGCAAGAGAUAUGCUUGAUGCAGGAGUCAUCGUAGCUCUGGGCAGUGAUUUCAACCCCAACGCCUACUGUUGCUCUAUGCCUAUAGUGAUGCAUCUGGGCUGUGUGAACAUGAAGAUGUCGAUGAAUGAGGCAUUAGCUGCGGCUACCAUCAAUGCAGCCUACGCCCUGGGGAAGUCUCACCUCCACGGCUCUCUAGAGGUCGACAAACAGGGAGACCUCAUCAUCCUGAAUUCUGCACGGUGGGAGCAUCUGAUUUAUCAGUUUGGAGGACAUCAGGAGCUUAUCAGAUACGUCAUCAUUAAAGGAAUGGUGGUUUAUGAUAAUGACAAAACCAUGGACUACUGAAUGGUUUCCAGGGGAUGUGUAAAUUAAUGCAUUUUGAAAAAAAUAAAUGCCUAUCAACUAAUUGAAUUACCUGAUCUUUUAUCUUUAACUCCUUAAUAAAAAGUUACCAGCUGUUUCCA